Homarus americanus (American lobster) is the source of this 1865-nucleotide messenger RNA. RefSeq lists its product as uncharacterized. The record is from RefSeq and is a predicted model, not a curated record. Lineage: Eukaryota; Metazoa; Arthropoda; Malacostraca; Decapoda; Nephropidae. Gene Ontology annotation, molecular function: metal ion binding; mRNA binding. The coding region runs from base 137 to 1531 and encodes 464 amino acids. The transcript is spliced from 3 exons.
AAUAAACCCGAAGAUAUUGUUUUUGUAACACUGAAAUGUUGGGAAGACCUCGGCGGGAAAUUGACCGAGGUUAUAUAUAGGAGACUUGUCACCUUCUUCACCAGUUCGCAGAAGUUACGUCGAGCGGAAGGACGUGAUGAGGGGUGGUGUAAGUGCUAGUCCACAGUUGUCCAUGGGGAGCCGGAGAAAUAGUGGACGUUCAGUUGGUAAUUCAUCUCUUCUAGGACGUAAUCUUUCUGACCGGAAGAACUUGCCUCGUACAAAUCAAACUACAGCUACAAAUCGGUUGCUCCGUGCAAGUCCUGUACAACAUUCGAUUCACAUACGCCACCAAUGCCCUAGGCGUCAACCUAGUCCUGUACGCUCUCUUAAGCCUGUCCACAACUCCAAUCAACCAUGUGAAUAUCCAUGGAGCAUUGAUAACCACAAUGACUACAUGUUAGAGGAGGACAGAGGCACCUUCCCACCAUGUUCAAGUCCUUCAGACCCAACCUGUUCAGGGACAGAUAAUGGCAGUAUCAGCUGCAGCAGGAGCGCCAUAAGAAGCAGUGAUGGUACGAGUAACACAAGAAAGAAUGGAAGCAGCAAGAAAGUUGAUCGACCAAUGCCAGCUCGUCCAUCAAACCCAUUGCGAUACAAAACCGAGUUGUGCAGAACCUACGAAGAGAGUGGGAAUUGCAAAUUUGCGAAGACUUGCACCUUCGCUCACGGCUUGAGAGAGCUUCGCGCUGUGCCCCGCCAUCCUCGCUACAAAACGGACCUCUGCCGCACGUACCACAGUCUGGGUUACUGCCAGUAUGGGGCGCGUUGUCACUUUGUUCAUGACCCAGAAGAAGCAGCUGGGGUGUCAUCCAUGAGAGGUCUCAGACUGCGGUCUCGACAUGACAGACUAGGUUCAGCUUUGUUGACUUUGGCUGAAAUUGCUGGUGUUGCACCAGACCCGACUGCAAGUGAUGUUCUUUUAGCUAACUUGAGACGCCUCUAUGCUAUUCGAACUAUGCAAGACGACUCGGAGAAUCGUGCUGCAUCUACUGAUAUUGGUACAGGUAUUCAGCAUGGAAAUACAAUGGACUUGACCUCAUGUUCUAAUCCUGUUUCAGUUGAUCUAUCUAAACUCCUUCCUGAAAAUAUUUCUGCAAUGUUGCUUGAGCCAGUCUCCUCCAGGAGAAGUGUAUCAGAGUCUUUUACUGGCAGCAGUGUCUUGGAUAAUUCAUUGGACCAUUUGCUGGAGUGCAGUGUAGAUGAAAACGUGGACAGCAGUAUGGAUACAGGUGUGUGGUCAAGCGCCUCCAGCAUGUCUACUUCCUGGGGAUGUGGGUCUACCACCCUAACACCCCCUCUCUCACCAGAUUCCGAUAACACAUGGCAGCCUUUGCCUUCAAUUUUGUCAGAUUUUCCCUUUUGUGAUAUCGAUCAGACAAGUGCAUCAAAGCUAGUUCAAGUACAGUGUGUUAUCUCAAACCCAAUGGAGGUGUCUCGCAGCUUACAACUGCCUACUAUUGCUGAACUUUGCCACUUGGCACAAUUUUAGAUUUAACAAUUACAAUUUAAUUUCGAGGAGAGGAGUUCUUAAAUUGUAAUGCUAUAAUUUUAAUUUUUGGUACUUAUUUUGAACUGCAAUUUAUAGUAGGACAAAGUUUGUCAAGGAUAUUUAGUGCAUAGUUAUUUAAUGGUGACCCAAGAUGUACUAUUUUGGUAAUCUUUUUAUGGAAGUUCUUCCUUUGGAAAGCGUUUAUUUUUUUUUAUCCCAGUGAGUUUUAUUCUUAAGGAAUUCAAAUUUCUCAAUAUAUAUAUAUAUAAUUUUUAUUGCAAAUCUGGUUUACUGUAACCGUAAUUAGAUUAAUAACAGACGAUCUCUUGUUGAG